GGCGAGGGGUCGAGCCGGCCCCGAGCUGGGAGCGCGGAUACAGCGGCUGUGGGCAAAGGAGCAGGAGUUGCGGGACACGCAAGAGCUGGCACGUGCAGAUAGUAUUGCAUUUGAUUCCUUCAGAAGAAACAGACAACAAUGAUUUGGUCAUGGAAGUAACUGCUGGAGUUGGUGGACAGGAAGCCAUGCUGUUCACUGCAGAGAUAUUUGAUAUGUAUCAACAAUAUGCUGCAUAUAAAAACUGGAGAUUUGAAAUACUGGAAUAUUUUCCAAGUGAAAUAGGUGGCCUGAGACAUGCAGCUGCCAGUAUAGCAGGUCUUGAAGCAUACAAGCAUAUGAAGUUUGAAGGAGGCGUGCAUCGUGUCCAACGAGUGCCAAAGACAGAAAAGCAAGGCCGUAUUCACACCAGUACAAUGACUAUCGCACUAUUACCCCAACCCAUGGAGAUCAAUCUGAUAAUUAAUCCUAAAGAUUUACAAAUUGAAACUAAGAGAGCCAGUGGAGCUGGGGGCCAGCAUGUAAAUACAACUGACAGUGCUGUACGGAUAGUUCAUAUUCCAACAGGUGUAGUGUCUGAAUGUCAACAAGAGAGAUCUCAAAUCAAAAAUAAAGAGAAGGCUUUGCAGAUGCUUCGUGCUAAACUAUACAGCAUCAAAGUAGAAGAAGAGACAACCAAGAGAUACAAUGCCAGAAAGAUUCAGAUUGGGACCAAAGGAAGAUCCGAGAAGAUCAGAACAUACAACUUUCCACAGGAUCGUGUAACUGAUCACAGGAUAAACAGAACAGUGCAUCAUAUUGAAAGUUUUAUGUUAGGGGAAGAACUGCUCGAUGAAAUGAUAACAUCCCUGAGGGAAUAUGCUGAUUAUGAAACUUUAAUGGAAAUUAUUUCAGAAAAUGUAAAAACAAAUCUGACCUGAACUUUGUUCUUUGCUAAGCCCUGUAAUGACAGAUAUGGCUAUCCUGACACAAAUUAGCUGCAUGGCUGUUUGCUGAAGCAUCACACAGGAGGUGUAAACUGCAUUUCAGAUCAUCAAAAAGGAUUAAUUUAUCUCUUCAUGACUGCUAAACAGUUUUUCCUACUUGCUGGAGUAGAAGACUAUAGACUUUUGUAUGAGAUGACUACAGUGUAGAAAAUCUAAAGUAAAUAUGAUUGAGUUUGAA
Molecule: messenger RNA, 1161 nt
Organism: Malaclemys terrapin pileata
Lineage: Eukaryota; Metazoa; Chordata; Testudines; Emydidae
Gene: MTRF1L
Product: mitochondrial translation release factor 1 like
Exons: 6
Coding region: 150-917 (255 amino acids)
Biological process (GO): translational termination
Molecular function (GO): translation release factor activity
Source: RefSeq, a predicted model, not a curated record